Molecule: messenger RNA, 1968 nt
Organism: Cuscuta campestris
Lineage: Eukaryota; Viridiplantae; Streptophyta; Magnoliopsida; Solanales; Convolvulaceae
Source: the annotation of a GenBank genome assembly
CAGCAAUAAUGCAUGCAUUUAUAAAUGUUGUGUCUAUAUAUAUAUACACACACACACACACACACACACACUUCCGUAUAUGAUUUCUUUGUUUGUGGAGUGUGAGAAACUGAUGCUUGAGGCACAGAAGACAAGGCGCACUUCCCGGAGUAUUAGUAUAUGCUUAUAUAUAAUCGGCUGUAUGUAUAUGUGUGCAUAUACAUACACGUGUAUGUAUAGAUUUGAUUCUUGUUGUUCUGCAUAGAUUAAUAAUAUAACUAAUUCUUCUGGUUCCAUCCAUGGCCGGGGGACGAGGAUUGGCCAUGUCAUCUAUCCUCCUCAUAGUGGUGGCAGGAAUGGAGCGUUUCACGUUCAAGGGGGUGGCGGCGAACAUGAUGAGUUACCUGACGGACGUGGUGAAGAUGAGCAAUUCCUCCGCCGCAAAGAUGGUUAACAACUGGUGCGGCCUCACCUAUUUGGUGCCGCUCCUGGUGGCGCCGCUCGCCGACUCCUUCUUGGAUCGCUACUCCAUCAUUUUGCUCUCCUCCCUCCCCUAUCUUCUGGGACUCUUCGCAUUGACAUCAAGGGCAUUUAGAUGGCCAUGGAGGGCAAGAACCAACACUUCCACCGCCUCCACUCUCUUGGGAUGGUCUCUUGCUUUGAUCUCCCUUGGCCUCGGCGUCUACACCGCCUCCUUACAAGCCUUCGGCGCCGACCAACUCGACUACGACCACGACGACGACACCGACCAAGAAGAUCCCGGCGGCGGCGAGGAGAGCUCCGACCGCCGGAGCCGGUUCUUCCAGCGGUGGUACUUCGGCAUUUGCUGCGGCUGCCUACUGGGUGUCGUGGGCAUGUCCUACAUUCAGGACACCGUCGGCUGGGGGCUGGGAUUCGCCAUCCCCUCCUUCGUGAUGGUGGCCUCCGUCGCUCUGUUCUUGUCCGGGACCCGGUUUUACCGGUUCAAGAAGACCGGAGUAGAGAGCAACCAUCUGAUUCAGGCUAUCAAAGGCCGGGUUGCUUCCAGGUUGAAGAACCGCGGCGGAGAUUCCUUGCCGGCAGAGAAAUCUGAAGUUGUGGUUGUUGUUGAGCUUCACGAACAGAUUUCGAGCCCACUGUACGACGAAGAUUCAAACGGCGGCAAGAAACAGAACGACGACAUGAAUCCGUUAGACCUUGUGAAACUGGUGAUACGCCUACUGCCGACGUGGAUGACGCUGCUGAUGUUCGCCGUCAUCUUUCAGCAGCCGGCUACGUUUUUCACCCGACAAGGAAUGACGAUGGAGAGAAACAUCAUAGGCACAAAGAUCAAAGUCCCUCCGGCCGCCCUCCAGAGUGCCAUCGCCGUCUCUGUGAUCCUCCUAAUGCCGCUCUACCACAAGGCCUUUAUACCCUCCAUCCGUGCCUUCACCCGCAACGAGAAGGGCGUCACCGUGAGGCAGCGGAUGGGGAUCGGCAUGUUCCUCUCCGUUGUCGCCAUGGUUGUCGCUGCAGUGACAGAGAGGAGGAGGCUCUGCGUGAGCAACAGGCAGACAGAAGAUGUUCACGGGGACAACGUGGUCCCAAUGAGCAUCUUCUGGCUGCUUCCCCAGUAUAUCCUCUUGGGAGUUUCCGACAUCUUCACGGUGGUGGGAAUGCAGGAGUUCUUCUACUCUGCGGUGCCGGAGAACAUGAGGACCUUCGGGGUGGCUCUCAACACAAGUGUCUUUGGCGUGGGAAACUUUCUCGGGUCGGCGUUGAUAGCGGCAAUAGAGCACUUGACGGGUUCGAGAUCGGCCGGAGAACGCCGCAGUUGGUUUUCUAACGAUUUGAGAGAAGCGCGUUUGGACUAUUACUACUGGUUUUUGGCGUCUUCAAGCGGUAUCAGCUUGGCAGCCUUUAUUCUCUUUUGUAAACUUGUGAGGGUAAGAUAGAUCAAACAAAUGUAUACUAUGAUCUUAAAUUUUUGGGUGAUGUUAUAUCACGCUACAAUAACAUCGACUGAUAGAC